This is a messenger RNA of Acanthosepion pharaonis, 690 nucleotides long. The record is from the annotation of a GenBank genome assembly. NCBI's taxonomy places the organism in Eukaryota, Metazoa, Mollusca, Cephalopoda, Sepiida, Sepiidae.
AUGACAUUUAACUUAUCUCUCUCUCUCUCUCUCUUGUCUUCAUUAUUAUCUAUCUAUCUAUCUAUCUAUCUAUCUAUCUAUCUAUCUAUCUAUCUCACUCUUAAUAUCUUGUCUUCAUUAUAUCUAUCUAUCUAUCUAUCUAUCUAUCUAUCUAUCUCACUCUUAAUAUCUGUCUGUCUACAUCAGUGUCUCCUUGUCUAUCUAUCUCUCUAUCUAUUUCACUCGUUUAAUAUCUGUCUGUCUACAUCAGUGUCUUCAUUAUCUAUCUAUCUAUCUAUCUAUCUAUCUAUCUAUCUAUCUAUCUAUCUAUCUUUCAGAGAAGUUUCAUAUCUAUCUAUGAUACUAUCUAUCUAUCUAUCUAUCAAUCUAUCUAUCUAUCUGUCUGUCUGUCUGUCUAUCUAUCUAUUUAUCUAUCUGUCUGUCUAUCUAUCUAUCUAUCUAUCUAUCUGUUUGUCUGUCUGUCUGUCUAUCUAUCUAUUUAUCUAUCUAUCUAUCUGUUUGUCUGUCUGUCUAUCUAUCUAUUUAUCUAUCUGUCUGUCUGUCUGUCUGUCUAUCUAUCUAUCUAUCUAUCUGUUUGUCUGUCUGUCUAUCUAUCUAUUUAUCUAUCUGUCUGUCUGUCUGUCUAUCUAUCUAUCUAUCUAUCUAUCUAUCUAUCUAUCUAUCUAUCUCUUUGACUCUAUUCAUAUUUAA